AUAAAUGGCUCUUUUAAGCUGGGAGCUGCUCGUGUUCUGUCUGGCUGGCAGAUGCAGUGCCUAGUCCCCGGCCUCCAGGACAACGCCAACAUGAACGGGACGUCCGAGCAGGCCGACAUCCUGCCGCCAAACUGCAUGGUCAAAGACCGAUGGAAAGUGCUGAAGAAGAUCGGUGGAGGUGGGUUCGGGGAGAUCUACGAGGCCCUGGACCUGCUGACGCGGGAGAACGUGGCGCUGAAGGUGGAGUCGGCCCAGCAGCCCAAACAGGUGCUGAAGAUGGAGGUGGCGGUGCUGAAGAAGCUGCAGGGAAAAAAUCACGUCUGUAAGUUCAUCGGCUGUGGGAGAAAUGACAAAUUCAACUACGUGGUGAUGCAGCUGCAGGGGCGUAACCUGGCCGACCUGCGGAGGAGUCAGCCCAGAGGAACCUUCACCAUGAGCACCACGCUGCGGCUCGGGAAGCAGAUCCUGGAGUCCAUCGAGGCCAUCCACUCAGUGGGCUUCCUGCACCGCGACAUCAAACCG
Molecule: messenger RNA, 522 nt
Organism: Plectropomus leopardus (leopard coralgrouper)
Lineage: Eukaryota; Metazoa; Chordata; Actinopteri; Perciformes; Serranidae
Source: RefSeq, a predicted model, not a curated record